UUUCAUAAAUAUAACGUAAGAACUAUUUUCUUUUGGUCUGCACAUUUCACGAGACAAUUCUCAUACCGCAUUAAAGUCCAUCUCUAACAUAACCGUUGCACUCUUCGUAUGACCUUACUACUGAGAAGAGGCAUAUUAAUUAACAUGACGGAAAAUAGACGAAUCUGUAUUAUUGGAGCCGGAUCUAGUGGACUCACCUCCAUUAAAGCAUGCCUGGAAGAAGGUCUCCAACCAUUCUGUUAUGAAAAGACUGACCACCUAGGUGGUCUGUGGCGUUAUCGAGACAAUGACUUGGAGGGCGUUGCUUCAGUGAUGAAGUCUACAAUAAUCAACACCAGUAAAGAAAUAAAUGCCUACAGUGACUUCCCUCCUCCGAAGGAAUUUCCUAAUUACAUGCACAACAGUUACAUGAUCAGGUACAUUGAAAUGUAUGCUGAAGAGUUCGACCUGGCUCGACACAUUCACUUUAGACACGAGAUCCUAAAAGUUGAAGAAAACCAUGACUUUGAUGAAACUGGCCGCUGGAAAGUUGCCAUUCGGAACAUUGAAGAAGACCAAAUCUUUGAUGACGUCUUUGAUGGAGUAAUGGUGUGCAUCGGACAUCACGUGUAUCCUCACGUCCCUACUUUCCCGGGUAUUGAAAAGUUUAAAGGUAAAGUACUUCAUACCCAUAGCUACAAAAAACCGGAUGGAUUUAGUGACAAAAGAAUAGUGAUCGUUGGUAUUGGAAACUCCGGAGGAGAUGUGGCUGUGGAACUAAGCCAAAUAACGGAUAAGGUAUAUUUAAGUACCAGGCGUGGUUGCUGGAUUAUUCACCGAGUCGGACCUGAUGGUUUGCCAUUCGAUGCUACGUUUCUUAGACGUUACUGGAAUAUGAUGUGGCAAAGUAUUCCGUAUAAACUGUUGUGUUAUUUAUCGGAGAGGUAUAUCAAUAAACGGUUUAACCAUGAGAUUUACAACAUUAAGCCUGAUCACCGUAUAUUUGGACAACACCCAAUGGUCAAUGAUUCUCUGCCCAAUAGGAUUUUGAGUGGAACUGUAAUACUGAAAGGGAAUAUUAAAGAAUUUACUCAGAAUGGAGUGAUUUUUGAAGGAGAGGAAAGAGAAUAUGAAGUGGAUGUUGUAAUUUUAGCCACAGGGUAUAAAAUUAAAUUUCCAUUUGUUGACAAAAAAAUAUUCUAUUUUAAAGACAACAAAGUGGAUCUUUACAAAUAUGUCGUUUCUCCCAAACUAAAGCACCCAUCUCUUGCUUUCAUAGCUUUAGCACAGACCGUUGGUGCAUUAUUUCCUGUUGGUGAAAUUCAGGCCCGCUGGUUCGCCCUUUUAAUGACAAAGAAAGUGGAGCUUCCACCUGUUAAUAAGAUGGUGGCUGAUAUCAAGAAAAAGCGUGACGAUAUGGCUAAAAAGUAUUUUGAAAGUUCACGAAAUACUAUACAGGUUGACUGGAUACCUUAUAUGGACGAGAUCUCUUCACUCAUUAGUGCUAAACCUAAGCUGUUCCAUCUACUGCUAACUGACCCUAUUUUACUUUGGCACUGCAUAUUUGGACCUUGUCUUCCCUACCAGUAUCGAUUGAACGGUCCUCAUUCAUGGGUUGGAGCCAGAAAUGCCAUUCUGACUUACGAAGAUCGCAUAAUUGGAGCGCUAAAAACACGUAAUUCAAGCAAGACCAAGGAACCGGUCCAAUCUCAAGGGCUGUGGAAAUUGCUGAAGAUCAUUUUAUAUAUAAUUCUGAUAGUAUUCAUAUUUUACAUGAUUUUCUAAUUGAGGCAGGUCGAGAUUAACAAACGAAUAGAGCAAAAUGAUGAAGUGAUUUUGCAAUUGACUGAAUCCAUGAAAGAAUGUAGAGGUAUGAAUAUUGGAUCGAUUCAAAGAACAUUAUUUAAAUAUUUUGCAUAUUUAUUAUAAAGAGCAUUUUACAAUUAUUUCAAGUUCUAAAAACUUCAAGAAAAUUAUCACUUGUGAACGAGAAACCUAAAAAUU
Limulus polyphemus (Atlantic horseshoe crab) is the source of this 1983-nucleotide messenger RNA. RefSeq names its product dimethylaniline monooxygenase [N-oxide-forming] 5-like. Gene Ontology annotation, molecular function: NADP binding; N,N-dimethylaniline monooxygenase activity; flavin adenine dinucleotide binding. The record is from RefSeq and is a predicted model, not a curated record. The transcript is spliced from 4 exons. Bases 109 to 1764 code for a protein of 551 amino acids. Lineage: Eukaryota; Metazoa; Arthropoda; Merostomata; Xiphosura; Limulidae.